AUGGACGGUGGAUUACUUGAGCCAUCUUUGUACGCAAUCAAAGCCAUUGCUAUUCUUGAUAAUGAUGGGAACAGGCUACUUGCCAAGUAUUAUGAUGAGUCUUUUCCCACCACAAAAGAACAGAAAGCAUUUGAGAAGAAUUUGUUCAACAAAACUCACAGAGCGAAUGCAGAGAUCAUCAUGUUUGAAGGCCUGACCUGUGUUUAUAAAAGCAACGUGGACCUAUUCUUUUAUGUCGUUGGUUCGUCUCAAGAAAAUGAGUUGAUCCUAGCUAGUGUCCUCAAUGCCUUCUACGACUCCAUCAGCCAGAUUCUGAGGAAAAAUGUUGAGAAGAGGACUCUGUUAGACAACAUGGAUGCUGUUUUUCUUGCAGCAGAUGAGCUCUGUGAUGGGGGAAUCAUCCUGGAAGCUGACAGCAAUGCUGUGGUACAGAAGGUGGCUAUAAAAAAUGAUGACAUUCCCCUGGGAGAGCAGACAAUGGCCCAGAUCACAUCCAAAUAUGGACAACAGGUAUCGGCUGCCACAGAUAGGGUUUUACAGUCAGCCAAGGAUCAGAUCAAGUGGUCACUGCUGAAAUGA
Candidula unifasciata is the source of this 579-nucleotide messenger RNA. The record is from the annotation of a GenBank genome assembly. Lineage: Eukaryota; Metazoa; Mollusca; Gastropoda; Stylommatophora; Geomitridae.